AUGCGUGAAAUUGUCCAUUUGCAAGCCGGUCAGUGCGGGAACCAGAUCGGAGCUAAGUUUUGGGAGGUGAUCAGUGAUGAGCAUGGCAUUGAUCCCACUGGCACUUACCACGGGGACAGUGAUCUGCAGCUAGACAGGAUCAGCGUUUACUACAAUGAGGCCACAGGUAGUUCAGGUGGAAAAUAUGUGCCCCGAGCCAUCCUGGUGGACCUGGAGCCAGGUACCAUGGAUUCAGUCAGAUCUGGUCCCUUCGGGCAGAUCUUUAGACCCGACAACUUUGUGUUUGGCCAGAGUGGAGCUGGAAACAACUGGGCAAAGGGUCACUACACUGAGGGAGCCGAGCUGGUGGACUCCGUCCUGGACGUAGUGAGGAAAGAGGCUGAGAGCUGCGAUUGCCUGCAGGGCUUCCAGCUCACUCACUCCCUGGGUGGUGGUACUGGCUCUGGUAUGGGCACCCUGCUCAUCAGCAAAAUCCGUGAGGAGUACCCCGACCGCAUCAUGAACACCUUCAGCGUGGUGCCUUCCCCCAAGGUGUCCGACACAGUUGUUGAGCCCUACAACGCCACCCUCUCUGUCCACCAGCUGGUAGAAAACACAGAUGAAACCUACUGCAUUGACAAUGAAGCUCUCUAUGAUAUCUGCUUCCGCACACUCAAACUCACCACCCCCACUUACGGAGAUCUCAACCAUUUAGUGUCCGCCACCAUGAGCGGGGUGACCACCUGUCUGCGUUUCCCCGGCCAGCUCAAUGCUGAUCUCCGUAAACUUGCUGUCAACAUGGUGCCCUUCCCACGUCUGCACUUCUUCAUGCCAGGCUUCGCCCCCCUCACCAGCAGGGGCAGCCAGCAGUACCGUGCCCUGUCUGUGCCUGAGCUCACCCAACAGAUGUUUGACUCCAAGAACAUGAUGGCUGCCUGCGACCCACGUCAUGGCCGCUACCUCACCGUUGCCGCAGUGUUCAGGGGCCGCAUGUCCAUGAAGGAGGUGGACGAGCAGAUGUUGAAUGUGCAGAACAAGAACAGCAGCUACUUUGUCGAAUGGAUCCCCAACAAUGUGAAGACCGCCGUCUGUGACAUCCCACCCCGUGGCCUCAAAAUGGCUGCUACUUUCAUCGGCAAUAGCACAGCCAUCCAGGAGCUGUUCAAGCGCAUCUCCGAGCAGUUCACGGCCAUGUUCCGCCGUAAGGCUUUCCUCCACUGGUACACUGGUGAGGGCAUGGAUGAGAUGGAGUUCACCGAGGCCGAGAGUAACAUGAACGACCUGGUGUCCGAGUACCAGCAGUACCAGGACGCCACUGCUGAGGAGGGUGAAUUUGAGGAAGAGGGAGAGGACGAAGUCGCCUAA
Scomber scombrus (Atlantic mackerel) is the source of this 1344-nucleotide messenger RNA. It is a transcript of the gene tubb4bl, whose product is annotated as tubulin, beta 4B class IVb-like. Gene Ontology annotation, cellular component: cytoplasm; microtubule. The transcript has 4 exons. Gene Ontology annotation, biological process: neuron migration; microtubule cytoskeleton organization; mitotic cell cycle. Gene Ontology annotation, molecular function: GTPase activity; structural constituent of cytoskeleton; GTP binding. The coding region runs from base 1 to 1344 and encodes 447 amino acids. The record is from RefSeq and is a predicted model, not a curated record. NCBI's taxonomy places the organism in Eukaryota, Metazoa, Chordata, Actinopteri, Scombriformes, Scombridae.